UCAUCCAUCAAUCUUGGUAUUAAAACGCAAUUCUAUGCUAAAAAAAGUCACCAAACCAAAACGUCACUUUGAAUGAUUCAGUGCGUCGGGCGAGCAUUGUUUUUAGUGUUGGUUUCUACUCCGGCUAUCACUACUAGGACUAAGCUGUCAAUUCCAUUCCAUUCCAGAUCUUGUUCCCCAUUCUCUCAGCGAGCCAUGGCAAAGACCAUGCCGUCGGCGAAGAAAGUGAGGCACGAAAUGGAGAUGUUCGGGGACGUUAGAGUGGACAACUACUACUGGCUCCGCGACGACUCUCGCUCUGACCCAGAGGUCCUCUCUUAUCUCCACCAAGAAAAUGCUUACACUGAUUCUGUAAUGUCUGGGACCAAACAAUUAGAGGAUCGUAUUUAUACUGAGAUAAGAGGAAGAAUUAAAGAAGAUGACAUAUCUGCACCAUCACGGAGAGGACCAUACUACUACUACAGGAGGAACUUGGAGGGUAAGGAAUAUGUCCAACACUGUAGAUGCUAUGUGCCUACAAGUACAGCUCCAACAUCUGUUUAUGAUACAAUGCCAACUGGACCUGAUGCUCCUCCAGAGCAUAUCAUCUUGGAUGAGAAUGUCAAAGCGCUAGAGCACACAUACUACAGCAUUGGUAGUUUCAAAGUCAGUCCAAAUAACAAGUUAGUUGCAUAUGCAGAGGACACCAAAGGAGAUGAGAUAUACACUGUUUAUGUUAUCAAUGCAGAGUCAGGAAUUUUGGUUGGGAAACCUCUGGUUGGUGCCAUUACAUCAUAUCUUGAAUGGGCAGGUGAUGAAGCCUUAGUUUACAUCACAAUGGAUGGGAUCCUUCGACCAGACAAGGCCUGGUUGCAUAAAUUGGGAACUAACCAGUCAGAUGACUCUUGCCUUUAUCAUGAAAAGGACGAGACAUUUUCUUUGGAUCUUCAGGCAUCCGAGAGCAAGAAAUAUUUAUUUGUUGCAUCCGAGAGUAAAAAUACAAGAUUUGUCUUUUAUCUAGACACUUCAAAACCUGAAAAUAAUUUGUUGGUAUUAACACCACGUAUGACUGGCAUUGACACAUCAGCUAGUCAUCGUGGAGACCAUUUCUUCAUCCAGAGGAGAAGUGAUGAAUGUUUUAAUUCAGAAUUACUUGCAUGCCCUGUGGAAAAUAUAUCUGCUACCACUGUUCUCCUUCCUCACCGUCCAAGUGUCAAGCUCCAGGACAUACAACUUUUUACGGACCAUCUUGCUGUUCAUGAACGUGAAAAUGGUCUACCUAGAAUAACUGUAUAUCGCCUUCCUGCUGUUGGAGAGCCACUAGAAAGACUUCAAGGUGGUCGUGCUGUUGAUUUUGUUGAUCCUGUUUUCUCUGCGGAUCCAUUAGAAUCAGAAUUCGAAUCCAGCGUACUCAGGUUUUCUUAUAGCUCAAUGAGAACCCCGCUUUCUGUAUAUGACUAUGAUAUGGACACAGGGGUUUCGGUGCUGAAGAAGAUUGAGACGGUGAGUUACAUGAGUGAUUACUGACUUGUGAUGGUAAAUCGAGUUGGUUUUAUUAUGCGUCUAAUGUAUUUACUCAUUAUAGACUUGCCUCUUCUAAAUUUUGUUUUUGUUUAUGAGCACACCUUUUACAUCAAACACAGUCUUA
This is a messenger RNA of Nicotiana tabacum (common tobacco), 1627 nucleotides long. The record is from RefSeq and is a predicted model, not a curated record. Lineage: Eukaryota; Viridiplantae; Streptophyta; Magnoliopsida; Solanales; Solanaceae.